Messenger RNA from Cynocephalus volans (Philippine flying lemur), 801 nucleotides. RefSeq names its product potassium channel regulator (gene KCNRG). NCBI's taxonomy places the organism in Eukaryota, Metazoa, Chordata, Mammalia, Dermoptera, Cynocephalidae. The record is from RefSeq and is a predicted model, not a curated record. Gene Ontology annotation, cellular component: endoplasmic reticulum. Gene Ontology annotation, biological process: negative regulation of delayed rectifier potassium channel activity; protein homooligomerization.
AUGAGUAGUCAGAAACUGGUCACUCUGAAUGUCAGAGGGCAGAUAUUCACAAGAUUUUCUACCAUAAUGCAGUUUCCAGUGUCUCAGUUGGCAUGAAUGUUAGAUGGCAGGGACCAAGAACUCAAGACGGUUGGUGGCCAGAUUUUUGUGGACAGAGAUGGUAUUUUAUUUAGUUUUGUCUUAGAGCUUUUGAGAACUCACCAGCUUUUAUUACCCACUACCUUUUCAGACUAUCUUAGGCUUCAGAAAGAGGCUCUUUUCUAUGAACUUGAUUCUCUGGUUGAUCUCUUAAACCAACACCUGCUACAGCCAAGACCUGCUCUCAUGGAGGUGCGUUUCCUAAGCCGAAACACUCAAGCUUUUUUCAGGGUGUUUGGCUCUUGCAGCAAAGCAAUUGAAAUGCUAACUGGGAGGAUUACAGUGUUUAUAGAGCAACCUUCUGCACUGACCUGGAGUAGUAAUCUCCCUCCUCAGAGGACCUUACUUCCACUGCCUCCACAAAGACCUUGUUACCAUGACCUGGUUUUCCAGUGCGGCUCUGACAGCACUACUGAUAACCAAACUGGAGUCAGGUAUGUUUCUAUAAAACCAAAAUUGGCAAAUGGAGCAAAUGUCCUUGGCUUACUGAUUGACACUUUAUUAAAGGAAGGCUUCCAUCUGGUCGGCACUAGAAUAUCCUCUGAAGACAAAACUGAAUGCUAUAGCUUUGAAAGGAUAAAAAGCCCUGAAGCCCUUGCCAUGAACAAAACACUGAAACCAGAGACUAACAUCAUACCAGAGCAAUCUCAGAAAAAGAAAUGA